AUUUAACAUUUGACUGGAUACGUAUAUUACUGGAGAUCUUUUCCGACGGAGAGACUGAUGUUGAAAUACAACAUUCAAUCCUCUCCUGUCCACCUCACAAAUCUACACGGCAUUUACUCGUAGGGUUUCUGGUCGUGAUAAACGAACAGCUGUCAUCUGGAUGUCAACUUUGAUAUCAUUCUCGCAAAAGAAGACAGAUCGAUUUGGAUGAGUUACGGGAAUUGUUUCUGCAUAUUUUGAGUGUAAAGUACGGAAGAAGUUUGGACAUGGCUGCUUCAGUCAAAAUUUCCACUGUUUCCUUUCAUUCCUCUCAACUUUGUUCUGGUUUCAGACAGCCUUUAAUGCCAACAAAAAUAGGAUAUCCAAAGUCAGUAGUUUUGGUUUCUCAGAAGAAGAAACAAAAUGAAAAACAGAGUCGCUUUCCAAGCCCUUUGAAAGUUAUAGCUUUGGAUGCUGCACAGCCAUUUGAUUAUGAAUCCAAGAUAAGUAAUGAAAUUGAGAAGUAUAGCAAGCUAAAGAUUGGCAUAGUGGGGUUUGGCAAUUUUGGUCAGUUUCUUGCAAAGACCAUUGUCCGGCAAGGUCAUACAGUAUUGGCUCAUUCUCGAUCUGAUCAUAGCAAGGUUGCACGCAAGAUGGGGGUUUCUUUUUACUUGGAUCAAGAUGAUUUUUGUGAAGAACAUCCUGAGGUUAUAUUGCUAUGUACAUCAAUCAUAUCAACAGAAUCUGUGUUGAGAUCAUUUCCAUUUCAAAGAUUGAAAAGAAAUACAUUAUUUGCAGAUGUCCUUUCAGUCAAAGAGUUUCCACGCAAUCUCUUUUUACAGGUGCUUCCCUCAGAAUUUGAUAUAUUGUGCACUCAUCCUAUGUUUGGUCCUGAGAGUGGGAAAGCUGGGUGGAGUGGUCUUCCUUUGGUCUAUGAUAAGAUUAAGAUUGGAGAAGGGUUGAGAGCUGAGCGUUGUGAACGGUUUUUGAAUAUAUUUGCAAAAGAAGGCUGUAGAAUGGUUGAGAUGUCCUGUGCAGAACAUGAUCGCCAUGCGGCUGAAACACAAUUCAUUACACACACUGUUGGGAGGAUGUUAGCAAAAUUGAAUUUGGAAUCCACCCCAAUCAAUACUAAAGGAUAUGAGUCACUACUUCGUAUUGUUGAGAACACUUGUGGAGACAGCUUUGAUCUUUAUUAUGGUUUGUUUAUGUACAAUGUUAAUUCAACAGAGCAGUUGGAGAGAUUAGAAAUGGCUUUUGAUGCUCUAAAGAAACAGCUUGUAGGCCGGUUGCACAAGAUUUUAAGAACACAGCUAUUCGAUGGGGUUGCCAGGGGAGAAGUGUCUGAGCAAAAUUCAACUCUUGCAGAUCUGAAAAACUCUAGCCCUUCAGACACUGCAAUUCCAUUAAGAACAAAAUAAAUGAAUCCUGUUCUUUAGAAACCAAGUAGAGCCAUGCAAUUUCCUUCUUAUCUGUAGCUUAGCAGAGAUUUGUAUGUUUAAUAUAGUUGCUAAAAAUUUCCCCUUUUUAUUAUGAGACUUCUCUUAAAAAAUUCCCUUUUUUCUAUUGGCUUGUCAUUGCAGGUUCUUUGAAGUAAAAGAGCAGGCAUCACAUUUUCUCUAUGUA
Cryptomeria japonica (Japanese cedar) is the source of this 1605-nucleotide messenger RNA. Its product is annotated as arogenate dehydrogenase 2, chloroplastic. Gene Ontology annotation, biological process: L-tyrosine biosynthetic process. The record is from RefSeq and is a predicted model, not a curated record. Bases 267 to 1400 code for a protein of 377 amino acids. The transcript is spliced from 3 exons. Gene Ontology annotation, molecular function: prephenate dehydrogenase (NAD+) activity; arogenate dehydrogenase (NADP+) activity; NAD+ binding. NCBI's taxonomy places the organism in Eukaryota, Viridiplantae, Streptophyta, Pinopsida, Cupressales, Cupressaceae.